GUCUCUAAUGACACAUUGACUCUUCUUUUUUUCUUUAGAGACCAAUUUAAGGCAUACCUGUAAACGGAUAAUGGACAUGGUGAGCAAUCAGCAACCGUGGUUUGGAAUGGAGCAGGAAUACACUCUCAUGGGCACAGAUGGGCACCCUUUUGGUUGGCCUUCCAAUGGCUUCCCUGGGCCCCAGGGUCCAUACUACUGUGGUGUGGGUGCGGACAAAGCCUAUGGCAGGGACAUCGUAGAGGCUCACUACCGGGCCUGUUUGUAUGCUGGCGUCAAGAUUGCAGGGACAAAUGCUGAGGCCAUGCCUGCCCAGGUAAAUG
Manis javanica (Malayan pangolin) is the source of this 320-nucleotide messenger RNA. Lineage: Eukaryota; Metazoa; Chordata; Mammalia; Pholidota; Manidae. The record is from RefSeq and is a predicted model, not a curated record.